Molecule: messenger RNA, 525 nt
Organism: Knipowitschia caucasica
Lineage: Eukaryota; Metazoa; Chordata; Actinopteri; Gobiiformes; Gobiidae
Source: the annotation of a GenBank genome assembly
AUGGGAGACAUCGAGGCUCCCAGCUCAGGCGGCGCACCCUCCAGCCUCUCGGUUCUUAUGACGGUUCUUCCCAGCAAAGAGUUCUGCACCUCCAAGAAAGGCAUCCUGCUUAUUGGGGAAGUGGCCGUGUCCUUCUUGGCGUUCGUGUGCUUCGCUGCGUCUUUGGCUUCUGCCUUCGUCACUGUUCCUCUGAUUGAGUUCCUGGGAGCGCUAUUCAUACUUUUCGCUUACUCCACCAAAUUCAACGAGAGGUUCAAAGGAUUCCUAUGGCCUUUAAUGGAUUUCUUGAGGUGUGUGACAGCUUCCAUUAUUUAUUUCAUCGUCUCCAUCAUCGCCGUCUUUAAUUAUCGCGAUGGCUCCUCCAAAGCUGCAGGGAUUUUUGGGUUUAUUGCCACCAUAUUUUUUGCUUUAGAUUUUUAUAAAGUUUUUACAGAACUGGCAGAGUUCCUCAAACAUGGAGGAGAAUCACGGGAAGAGACAACACAACAAGAUAAAUAUUCCGAGUCUGAUGACGAUUCGGACUGA